Molecule: messenger RNA, 1776 nt
Organism: Lodderomyces oxycetoniae
Lineage: Eukaryota; Fungi; Ascomycota; Pichiomycetes; Serinales; Debaryomycetaceae
Product: glutamate--tRNA ligase
Exons: 2
Coding region: 1-1776 (591 amino acids)
Biological process (GO): glutamyl-tRNA aminoacylation
Cellular component (GO): mitochondrion
Molecular function (GO): ATP binding; tRNA binding; zinc ion binding
Source: RefSeq, a predicted model, not a curated record
AUGGUAGCUAGUAGAGGAAAUGAAGGUGUGGCUAGAGAUGGAGGUGAAGGUGUGGCUAGAGGUGGAGAUGAAGGUGUGACUAGAGAUGGAGGUGAAAAUACCCAACAGGAAGGAGCAAUUUAUGUCAACGAAUCAAUGAACCCAGUACUAUAUAAAUCUGCUUCAAAUGUCUUUAAACAUGCAACAAAGUGCCAAUUUUCAGGUCAACGUUUGUUCACUGUUACUUCAAGUCAACGUUUGCUCACUGAUGCUUCAAGUCAACGUUUGCUCACUGAUGCUUCAGGUUGCGUGUCUACGGACUUUCCCAUAAACUCUACUAAAAAAUUAAUUCAUCCAACGUCUCCCGCAAGAACAAGAUUUGCCCCAUCACCUACCGGAUUUCUACAUUUAGGCUCGUUACGAACAGCUUUGUACAACUAUUUAUUAGCAAAAAACACCGGUGGACAGUUUAUACUACGUAUAGAAGAUACAGAUCUGCUGCGACUUGUCCAGGGCGCAGAAAACAACAUCCUUGACACAUUGAAAUGGUGCAAUUUAGAUAUAGAUGAAGGUCCUGAAAAGGGCGGACCCUUUGGGCCUUAUCGACAGUCACAAAGAAAGCACAUUUACCAAAAGUAUGCUCAAGAGCUAUUGGAUAGAAAAUUAGCUUACAAAUGCUACUGCUCAAAGUCUCGCUUGGACCAAUUAAGAGAAUCAGCUAAACGUUUAAAACCACGUACAACUGUUUCCUACGAUAGAAAGUGUUUGAACUCACCCGAUUAUGGUGAAGAAUCCUAUGUGAUUCGUUUCAAGUCACCAAAUGAGUAUCCCACAAUCACUGAUCUUCUACAUGGUGACUUGAGCUUGCAACCACAAUAUAAUCUCAAAGAUAAAAGAUUCGACGAUUUUGUCAUAUUGAAAAACGACGGCAUGCCGACGUACCAUUUUGCCAAUGUUAUUGACGAUCACCUCAUGAAAAUUACGCAUGUCAUUAGAGGCGAAGAAUGGUUGUCAUCAACUCCGAAACAUAUAGCCCUUUAUACCGCUUUUGGAUGGGAACCUCCCAAGUUUGCACAUGUUCCACUUUUAACGUCAUUGGAAGAUAAGAAAUUAUCAAAAAGAAAAGGUGACUUGAACGUUAUUCAUUUGCGCGAACAAGGAAUACUACCUCAAGCAUUGUUGAAUUUUGUAGCUUUAUUCGGUUGGUCCCCACCGAGGGAACUUCACCAAAAACUAACUGAGGUAUUUAGCUUGAACCAGUUAAUUGAGUUGUUUUCUCUAGAUCAAUUGACCAAGGGAAAUGCUAAAGUGGCUGAUCUGAAAUUGCACUUUCUUCAAAAGGAACAUUUUCAACUCGUUUGUAAGGAUCCAAAAAGUGUGGGAAAAAUGAUUGAUGAAGUUUAUGAAGAGUUUCAAAAAAUCGGAGCAGUCAAGAGUAAAGAAAAUUUAAGAGCAGCUUUAGUUACAUUGGCCCCAUAUAUAACCAAUGUCAAUGAAUUAAAGGAUCACGCAUACCUUUUUAAGGAUUUGGAUUACUCAAACAUUGAUCCCCCGAAACGACUUUCUCAAGCUCAAAAAAUUCUUGAAAGUGUUAUAAUAGAUGGAACUAAAGGUAUUGUUGACCGUUUAGUCAACAAUAUGGGAGUACCCAAAAAGGAUGUAUUUGAGAUCCUAAGGUUACUGUUAAGUGGUGGUAAAAAGGGAGUUCCUGUCCCGAAAAUAAUCGAACUCCUAGGGGAAGAAGAAUGUAUUACUAGAGCAAAGAAAAUGGUAGACUUAUUAGAGAGAGUGAAAUAA